AUGUCUCAGAGUGGCUUGAUCAAACACGAUGGUACGGGGAAGAAAGUUGAGAUCUCAAUGAAGCGGUUGAAAGUUACGGUGCCUCAUUUUGACAAUUCAAGUCUCAUUGAAGCAUACUCAAAAACUCUGAUUAGGCGGUGUAUGAAUCCUCAUAUGCAGGAUAUGAAAGCAUUACUUUACAUGCUCCCAAGGAUCUGGAAGGUUGAAGAUCGGGUGGCAGGUGCAGACCUGGGAUUGGGGCGUUUCCAGUUUGACUUUGAUCCGGAGGAGGACAUAAUGGAGGUACUGAAAAUGGAGCCUUUCCAUUUUGACUAUUGGAUGCUCUCAUUGGUGCGAUGGGCACCUGCGGUCAACCCAACAUAUCCUUCGGCAAUCAUGUUCUGGGUACGUAUCGUUGGUGUACUGCUGCACUUCUGGGCUGACGUAACCUUCGAAAGCAUUGGAAAAGCUCUCGGGGAUGUCAAAAAAGUCAAUUUGGACGAAGGAAAUGUACAGAUUGAUGGAGGAGUGGAAACAACGGUCUACCUGCGAUAUGAGAGGCUGUUCGGUUUUUACAAAUUUUGUCACAGCCUCUGCCAUGAUCAGCAAAGGUUUCCAAGCAGACCUGACUCUACAGAGAGGAAAGUGAAGGAGGAUUACAAUGACGAGCAUCGAAACGGUCAAGGAGCUGCAUCGUAUAAAGCUGCGACGGUCCAUGGCAAUGUGGGGAACAAAUAA
Molecule: messenger RNA, 717 nt
Organism: Eutrema salsugineum
Lineage: Eukaryota; Viridiplantae; Streptophyta; Magnoliopsida; Brassicales; Brassicaceae
Exons: 2
Coding region: 1-717 (238 amino acids)
Source: RefSeq, a predicted model, not a curated record